AUUACAACAUUUUCCUUUUAUUCUUAUACUCCGUAUCGACUGUCAAACUACGAACAUAUAUAAAUAAAUUAUUUUUCAGGGAAAGAAAUAUCAUUGAGGUAGUGAACAAAAUAUCGCCAAAGUUCCAAGAAGGUCUGAAAGCAUUUUCUGACAGUCCCAUAAUCGGGGAGAUAAGGGGAACUGGUUUGGUACUUUCUACAGAGUUUGUAGAUAACAAAUCUCCUAAUGAUCCCUUUCCUCCUGAAUGGGGUGUUGGUCCAUAUUUUGGAGCACAGUGUGAGAAGUACGGGAUGUUGGUAAGUUGUGCUGGCGAUUACAUAAAUAUGGCUCCUCCAUUUACUUUGAGUCUUGACGAACUUGACGAGUUGAUAAGCAUAUAUGGGAAAGCACUUAAGGAUACCGAAAAGAGAGUGGAAGAACUGAAGUCCCAAAAGAAGGAAAUGCUGAUGGCAAAAGCUUGAAGACAGCAGAAGAAGAAAAGAUGAACAAAAAAAUUUCUAAGGCCAAUUAAUCAGACUCUGUUAGCUACUCUUAGAUGUCUAAUUUAUAUCAAAAUAUUAACUAGGCCAGAAUCCAUAACAAGCUGGGAUCCAUUAUAUGAAUCCUCUAUAUUUAUUCGGAGGAUUUAUCAUAGUUAGACUUGUUUUACUCUAUCAACUUGUUAGAAACUCUGUGCUUUAAACUGCUUUAGCUUUGCUAAAUAAAGUCAGAAAUUUAAAGUUUUCCAUUUUCAA
This is a messenger RNA of Nicotiana tabacum (common tobacco), 734 nucleotides long. The record is from RefSeq and is a predicted model, not a curated record. Lineage: Eukaryota; Viridiplantae; Streptophyta; Magnoliopsida; Solanales; Solanaceae.